Messenger RNA from Chiloscyllium plagiosum (whitespotted bambooshark), 3191 nucleotides. NCBI's taxonomy places the organism in Eukaryota, Metazoa, Chordata, Chondrichthyes, Orectolobiformes, Hemiscylliidae. The record is from RefSeq and is a predicted model, not a curated record.
AAUUAAAUUGGAGCUUGAAUAUUGCACAACACCACUGCAUGGAGUGUACAGAGAGCUGCUUCAACUGAGGAAGAAUUUGAAAAAAGAAGUUAAACAUUUGGUUCUGAAAUUAUUCCAUUGGAGAAUUUACCAGGUUGCAGUUACGUUCGGAACUGGAAGUGUUUGACAGCUAAUGGAAGGAAAAACACAGGGAAAAUCUACUUCUGUUUCAAGAUUGCCCAAAUUUGGUGGUGGAACCUCUAAACUAAGUGAGACUCUUCCCCAAGUUGUAGCAAAUGGAGCCUGUGUUCGCAGUGCCAGUGCUUCUAGCACUUCAAAAGUUGGUGACAAGCAAAAUGGGGCUGGCUGUGUUGGCAGCUUUUCUUUCAAUUGGAAAAGAUCUGUUAAAACGAAACCAGGUGGACAAGGUGCAAAAGACUCAGCUAGUUCUUACCCUUGUACUUUUACAAGUGAAGAACUUGGUAAAAUGGAGAGAAACUCUUAUUCUACGGCUCCAAUUAUUAAAGAUCACACAAACCUGGGCUUUAAGAGUAAAACUACCGCAGCAUCUAGGCAUCAAAAGCAGAUUAUACCUUAUGACAACAAAAGCAAAAUCCUUGUAGCCGGAUUAAAUAAUUCCAUGAAAGGAAAUCGUGGGAAAAUGCUGGGAAAGCCAUUCACAUCCUCACAAAUUGCACGGUCCCAUUCAGUUGGCCAGUUUCAUAAAACAACCGUUGCAAAGAUGUCUGAACAAGAAGGGACUUUCUCUGGAUCAAGCAGUUCAAAAGAUAGUCUUAGCCAAUCUACAGAGAGUUUGAAGAACUUGUCAGAUGAGAACAUUGUAAGAUCACAGAGCUUUUCUUAUUCCAUACAAAAUAACUCUUGUGGUACUGAAGUAAUACCAAGAUCUUUGUCCUUUUCAAAGGCUGUGGAUAGAUCUUGUCUGACACAGCAAACGAGAUCGGGUCUGCCGUUGAAAUCCAGUGUUCUUCGCUAUGGCAAUAUGAAGAGUACCAAUAGCUCAAGCACAAGUGAAUUACUCUGUAAACGUACUUCCAGUAGACCAUGUCUAAAAGCACCAUCAUCUGCCUUCAAAAAAUCUUUGCUUCCUCCUAGUUGCUCCACAGCUCCAUUUUAUGCUUCUACCUCUGCCUCCAAGUUCUCACGAUCUUCGUUGAUGAAGUGUAGUAGGCUAGUCUCUUCAGGAUCAGGAAGUAAUGUAAAUUCAAUGUCUGAGACCAGAGAAGAAGUCCCUGGGACUCAAACAGUCGGUGAAAGCAGUUUAAAUAAUGAAAAUGUAAAUAGUGAAUAUGCUGCUGAGAAUGUGUUAAGUGUUAGUACUGUAGAUGAGAGCACUGUACCUGGAAGUAAUGAAGAACUUGAAUCUGUGUCUGGAAAAAGUACUGAUAAUCCAGAACUGACCAUUUCAAUUGACUCCAGUUGUGAUAUAAAUGAAGAUAAAAGUGAACAUUUACCUAAUUCAGGUACUGAGUCCAUUGAAAUUGUGGAUAGUGACAACUCUAUUUCUGCAGAAAUUCCUGAUGAUCUUUACAAUCCUAAUGAGGCCAUGUCUUCAGCUGGAAUAGAGGAAGCCCUACUUGCUGCAUAUACAGGCACGGACUGGAUAGAGACUGGCUUGUCUGACCAUUGUAAAGAUUUGGUGAGUUCCCAGGCCACGGCGUCAGGUAAUGAUCUUAUGUCUCCAGAUGCCAACUACGCAAUGGGUUCCUCCUUUGAGCUUUCUCCUUCCAGUAGCUCUGCCGGAACGUACAUGUGGGAUGAAGAGGGCAUGGAGGCACUUGGUACCAUUCAGCAGUGUGGCAGCCUUGAAUCUUCAGAGAUGAACAGCCUGGAUAUUUUGAAUAACCUGGAAUCAGGUGAUCUGGAUGAAGAUGAUCUCAUGUUGGAUGUUGAUCUGCCUGAGGAUACUCCUUGCAAGCUGGAGGCAUGUGAAAGUAUGGCUCAUCUGGAACGAUCAGAGAGAGGAACGAGGAGCCAAGGAUUCUGGAGGAAAAGAUAUCCACGUUGGAAUGGACAGGAGCAGUAUCACCAUGGCAACAGCGAAACACAAAGGAGUCCCGCUUCCCAAGAGCUUCCAGUGGGCCACUUUGAUUGGCAUGCGGCUGCAAGUUACUGCCGACCUCCUAGUGGUCAUGUGAGAUCGUCUCGGCCUCUGACUGAGAACACUGUGAUGCUGGAUGUGCUGACGCUGCGCCACAUGGUGCAUGACUGCACCUCUGUCAAAACCCAGAUACUGAAAUUGAAGCAAUUGCUGCAACAGAAUGACGACAGCUCCCCAGUAAUAUCACCAAUGCAAGAACAAGCUGAGGCCAUAAACUCUACAGAUAAGGCUGAUGAGCUACUUGGCAAGAUCCAAGGGCUACAGGAAGAAAUGAAGAGAAAGGAUCAGAUGAUCGAACAACUGCAACAACAGCUGAGCACCAGAUGUAAUUGCCAGAAAGGAAAUUCUGAAACACAAGGACCAGCUUUUUCAAAUGCUGACAAAACCACCCAAACAGUCAAUAAGGAAACUUCUGACAAUUUAAACGUUGCAGCAGUGAAGAAUUCUGUCCUUCAUAUCCCUGCUGACUGCUCUGUUGAAUCAUCUCACUAGAGACUGGUACAGACCCAAUCCCUCAUCGCCAUGGUGACCAUCACAAGUGAGUGCUAAUGUUCUGCUUCCUUCAGAAUGAAAGAUAUUAAUGUUUCGAUAUCAAUCUCACUAAAUGGUAGACAGCUUCAUCAUAAACUCUAUUUUGGCAGAGUUACUUACCAAGCCUGGUAGCUGUUACCCAUUCCGAUCAAACUUUCACUUCUUUUCCAUUGCUCAGAACUUGUGCCAAAUCCAAUUAAAGAGGUCGAAAGAGAGCAUGGGGGGACAGGGGCGGUGGGGGGUGCAUCACAAAGUGGGGCUACUAUCCCAAUGAAAGGUGAGGGGGCAUGUACCAUGAUUUCAGACUGCUGUAUGUCAGAAUAUAAAUUGUUACUGUAAAAGAACGUGUAUUGCUAUCAAAUACAUUUAAAAAGCUGCCAUUCUAAUUUAUCAUCAACAGAAGCCUGCAUUUAUGUCUUGUGUUUAACAUUCUGAAGCACUUAACAAAAGCGAUGUCAUUAUAUAUCACCAUACCUGGUCUCCAGAGACACUUGAAGGUGUGCUGUUAAUAAUCAUAUUCUUUAUGGUUUCUUCAAAUAAAUAAAAGGAGCUCAGGUCA